Oncorhynchus gorbuscha (pink salmon) is the source of this 2093-nucleotide messenger RNA. Its product is annotated as C-type lectin domain family 4 member A-like. Lineage: Eukaryota; Metazoa; Chordata; Actinopteri; Salmoniformes; Salmonidae. The record is from RefSeq and is a predicted model, not a curated record. Bases 101 to 1120 code for a protein of 339 amino acids. The transcript is spliced from 9 exons.
UGAGUGUGUGAGUGUUUGUGGGAUUUAAAUGAGUGAGUGUGUGUGAUGAGGGCCUUCUUCCUCUUCUGGUCCCCACUCUGAAAGAGAACUUAGAGCUGUGAUGAUGUCUGGUGAAAUCAUCUACUCUGAUGUUACAUUCACUCGGCAUCAGAACCAAGAUACUGGAGCAGAAAGUGAACUUUCUAAUGGAGUAGCCGAACGUGAAGAGGAUGUCACAUACUCUGAGGUUAAAAGACCGGGAGGUAGAGCUAGUGAGCAGAAGGAUCCUGGGAAAGGAAGGGACCCUGGCAAUAGUGACCCCACUCCCCCAGUGGGGUCAAAGGCUACAAUCCCUGAUGGAGGGUCUGGGAGAGUUCCCGUGGUGACCCUGAUGUGUCUCUGUGUUCUACUGCUGUGCCUGGCGAUCACUCUGGGAGUCCUCUAUGCUUCCAACAUGACUAGUCUUCAAGCUGAAGGGGCUCGCUUUGCCCAGAUGAAAGAGAAUCUAACAGGGAAACUACAUGAACUGCAAGACAGCUAUAAGAGACUACAGAAUGAGACCCACAUCAUAACAGUCCAGAGAGACCUGUUUUCCUCAGAGCUACAAGACUGUAAUGCCAACCUUACUAGGGUCAAAGAUCUCCUGGCAACCAUCCAAGGGAAUCAGAUGAGAUGUAAUACCAGUCAGCUGUGUUCUCCUGGCUGGGAGUUCUACAAUGGAUCAUGUUACUACUUCUCUAUAGGCAAACUGACCUGGGAACAGAGUCAGUACGCCUGCAUCCACGAUGGAGGACACCUGGUCAUCAUAGAGAGUCAGCAGGAGCAGGAGUUUAUAAAACAGAGAGUGGUAGCACUGGGAAUGGAUCCUUAUGAUCACAGCCCCUGGAUUGGACUGACAGAUGAGAAGCAUGAGAAAUUGUGGGUCUGGAUGGACAAUACAACUCUUAACGAGAACAUCAAGUACUGGGACUAUGGCGAACCAAAUAACUAUGGGCCUAAAGGUGAAAGUGAAAACUGUGUCCGAAUUGGUCAAAAAUGUCACAACCAAAUAAAUUGUUGGUUUGACUUUCCAUGUGCCGAACCAUCUAAGAGAAUCUGUGAGAGUCGUGCAGUCUGUGAAAGUCAGGCAGCCACUCCAUAGUGAAGCCAAAUGUAGUGUAUUGAAUGAGUAACCAGCACAAGGCACCGUAUUGUUGGGAAGUAUUCAGGGCCCGUUUUCUAGAAACAGACCAAACCUACACUCUUAGAAAAAAAGGUUCCAAAAGGGUUUUUCGGGUGUCCCCAUAGGAGAACCAUUUUUGACUCCAAGUAGAAGCCUUUUUGACUCCAUGUAGAACACUAUUGGGUUCUGUGUAGAGGAAGAUCUCUCUGUUGAAAGGGUUCUACCUGGAACCAAAAGCACUACUUCAAAUGUUUCUCCUAUGGGGACAGACAAUAUAUAGCCACUUUUUUUCUAAGAAUGUAUUGCUGGACUAAGUAUUACCUUCAUUUGAGCUUGUGUCCACACAACAAAUACUUCUGCUUUGAGCUAUAAUUGAAUGUCAUACCUGUGUAGUUCCUCCACACAGCCAGCUGGAUCUGACAGAUCCUACUGAUAUGGAUUUAACUUCUUUAUUUAUAUUGGUAAAUAUGCUUUCCAUUGUAACAUUUGAUAUUUUAGUCAAUUAACAGACGGUCUUGAUAUACAGAUCAAUGCAGUAGUAUUAGAAAGCCUGCAUGGUUUAGCCUGCAUGGGUUAGCCUAUAUGGUUUAGCCUGUAUGGUUUAGCCUGCAUGGGUUAGCCUGCAUGGUUUAGCCUGCAUGGGUUAGCCUGUAUGGUUUAGCCUGCAUGGGUUAGCCUGUAUGGUUUAGCCUGCAUGGGUUAGCCUGUAUGGUUUAGCCUGCAUGGGUUAGCCUGUAUGGUUUAGCCUGCAUGGGUUAGCCUGUAUGGUUUAGCCUGCAUGGGUUAGCCUGCAUGGUUUAGCCUGCAUGGGUUAGCCUGUAUGGUUUAGCCUGCAUGGGUUAGCCUGUAUGGUUUAGCCUGCAUGGUUUAGCCUGCAUGGGUUAGCCUGCAUGGGUUAGCCUGCAUGGUUUAGCCUGCAUGGUUUAGCCUGUAAGGUUUUGACUGUCCACUC